This is a messenger RNA of Trichoderma aggressivum f. europaeum, 1905 nucleotides long. RefSeq lists its product as uncharacterized. The coding region runs from base 1 to 1905 and encodes 634 amino acids. The transcript has a single exon. Gene Ontology annotation, biological process: protein phosphorylation. Gene Ontology annotation, molecular function: protein kinase activity; ATP binding. Lineage: Eukaryota; Fungi; Ascomycota; Sordariomycetes; Hypocreales; Hypocreaceae. The record is from RefSeq and is a predicted model, not a curated record.
AUGGAAUGCUUGAGGAACAAGUUCACUGGUGGCCUCCUCCUUGAUGGAGGUCGCUACCAGACCAUCUCACCACUCAACCAUGGCUCUUUCGGCAUGGUCUUCAUGGCUCAGGAUCUCGUGGCCAACCAGGUUGUCGCCAUCAAGUGCCUGACCAAGAAGUCUGCCCCCUGUGACAUUGGUCUCGAAUUCGCCGUUGACGACCGAUCUGAGGAGUAUGCUUUGCACAACGGCCUCGGAUCGCACCCCAACAUCGUCAACUUGCUCGACACGUUUGAGACUGAUGCGCACGUCUACUUGGUCAUGGAGUUUUGCUCUCAGGGCGACCUCUAUGAGGCCAUCCGCAACGGCCAUGGACCCCUCGAGACCGAGCAUGUUCGUCAGUUUAUGCUCGAGCUGGUCGAUGCUGUCGCGUUUAUCCACUCCAAGGGAGUCUAUCACCGCGACAUCAAGCCCGAGAACAUCUUCCUCACUCAAGAUGGUGCCAUGAAGCUUGGUGACUUUGGCCUUGCGACUACCGACAAGUGGUCUUAUGAGACCACCGUCGGCAGUGACAGGUACAUGGCCCCUGAGCAGUUCGACUCCGCCGGUGCUGGAUACUCGCCCGCCGAGGCCGACAUCUGGGCCAUUGGCAUCUGCCUCCUCAACAUUCUCUUCUCUCGCAACCCCUUCACCACCCCCACCGAGUCUGACCCUCUGUUCCUUGACUUUUCUCGUGACAAGCAGAGCCUCUUUGAUGUCUUCCCUAGCAUGUCCCAGGACACCUACGAGGUCAUCGUGCAGUGCAUGAACAUGGAUCCCAGGAAGCGUUCCCUUGAGGGUGCGCGGGAUGCCCUCCUUCGCGUUGUGAGUUUCACGACGGAGGACGAGAGCCUUGACGACUUUUGCGGUGCCGAGAACCCUACCGUGGCAUCCGCUCAUCGUGAGCCUCUUCGUACCCCGUCGAUUCAAACCCCACACGUCGACGGAGGCGCUUUCCCGUGGACCAAGGCGCUUAAUGAGACCCCUGCUCAUCGCCGCCAGCUCAGCGCCAUUCCCGAUGACGAGAGCUACAGCGAAGACCUCUUCUCCAAGUCGGGUGAGACGAACGACUGGUGCUCCGCCUAUGUGCAGACCCCGUCGUCUUCCAUCUUGGACACGCGCAUCAUUGAGUCUCGCAUGAGGGCCUUCAACAUCACUCGCCCUCCCCAGCCCAAGGCCAGGGUAUCUCCCGCUGCUGGAUCUCUGCCCAUUGCCAUGGGCAAGCCGUUCCCUUCCAUGGCCACCGUCUUUGGCAUGCAGAAGGACACGGUUUCCAAGAGCUGGAGCGACAUGUGGGAUGAGGACGAGGAAGAGGAGCAGCAGGCGCAGCAGCGAGUCAACGCUCUCCAGGAGCUCAACUCGCGCACCUGGAGCCACGAGAGCACCAACGAACACUCGGUGCCAAAGACCGAGCCCGUCCUCGCGGCUCACGACAUCAGGGGUGAUGUGGACGAUGAUUUGGUUGCAGAUGGUUUCUUUUUUCACGAGGCCGCGCCGCCCACCAAGCACCAGGCCUUUACUAUCACGCCGCGCUACUCGCCUCCGUCUAAGCGCGGCAACAUUGACAAGUGGGCAGCUCUUGGUGAGCGUCGUAGGGGCCAGAAUAUCAGCAUGGAGCCGGAGAAAAGCCCCGGUUGGAAGCAGCGUCGUCAUUUCGGGUUUGGAUACAGCAGCAGCAACAAUAACAAUCACAACAAAUAUUAUGAAGCGGGCGUUUGGGAUCAUUUUUCUACUUCUCACAAUAACAAUACUUUACACAACAAUUAUGGAAAGGGCUGGAGCAAGGAUCGCCUCAAGGAAAAUUCUUGGACUAAGGCCAAAGAUUGGAACUGGCGCAAGGAUAGGCGCACCGAUCUGGGAGAUGUUGAGUGGGUUGGUGGUUGGUAA